UGGGCGCCCAGCAUGGCAGGAGCUGGCGGUGGCGGGAAUGACAUUCAGUGGUGCUUUUCUCAGGUGAAAGGCGCUGUGGACGAUGAUGUAGCGGAAGCUGACAUAAUAUCUACGGUAGAAUUUAAUCAUUCUGGAGAAUUGCUAGCGACGGGAGACAAAGGCGGUAGAGUUGUCAUAUUUCAACAAGAGCAAGAGAACAAACUACAGUCUCACAGCAGAGGUGAAUACAACGUUUACAGUACCUUCCAGAGCCACGAGCCAGAGUUUGACUACUUGAAAAGCUUAGAAAUUGAAGAAAAGGUUAACAAAAUUAGGUGGUUACCCCAGAAAAACGCUGCUCAAUUUUUAUUGUCUACGAACGACAAAACAAUAAAACUAUGGAAAAUCAGUGAAAGAGAUAAACAGCCGGAAGGCUACAACUUGAAAGAGGAAGAUGGCCGGUAUAGAGACCCCACUACAGUUACUACUUUACGGGUGCCAGUAUUUAGACCCAUGGAUCUCAUGGUGGAAGCCAGCCCUCGAAGAAUAUUUGCCAAUGCUCACACGUAUCACAUCAACUCUAUCUCCAUUAAUAGUGAUUAUGAAACGUACUUGUCUGCGGAUGACUUGAGGAUUAAUUUGUGGCAUCUAGAAAUCACAGAUAGAAGUUUUAAUAUCGUAGAUAUUAAGCCUGCCAACAUGGAAGAGCUGACGGAGGUAAUAACGGCGGCCGAAUUCCACCCAAACAGCUGCAAUACUUUUGUGUACAGCAGUAGCAAGGGAACUAUUCGCCUGUGUGACAUGCGCGCGUCGGCCCUCUGUGACAGGCAUUCGAAAUUGUUUGAGGAGCCAGAAGAUCCAAGCAGCCGGUCCUUUUUUUCAGAAAUCAUCUCCUCCAUCUCGGAUGUCAAAUUUAGCCAUAGUGGUCGAUAUAUGAUGACUAGAGAUUAUCUGUCUGUGAAGAUUUGGGAUUUAAAUAUGGAAAACCGACCUAUGGAAACGUACCAGGUACACGAAUACCUCAGAAGUAAACUUUGUUCGCUCUACGAAAAUGACUGCAUUUUUGACAAAUUUGAGUGCUGCUGGAAUGGGUCGGAUAGCGUCGUCAUGACCGGCUCCUAUAACAACUUCUUCCGAAUGUUCGAUAGGAACACCAAGCGUGAUGUCACGUUAGAAGCUUCUCGGGAGAACAAUAAGCCUCGCACGGUUUUGAAACCCCGCAAAGUCUGUGCGAGUGGCAAACGGAAGAAGGAUGAGAUAAGCGUCGACAGCUUAGACUUCAACAAGAAGAUCCUCCACACAGCCUGGCAUCCCAAGGAAAACAUAAUUGCUGUAGCCACUACAAACAACUUGUAUAUAUUUCAAGACAAAGGGAUUUAGAGUAGCGGUCCGGGUCAGAAGAGUCCACUUCCUGUCUAGUUCAGAGAGGUGAACUUAGCAUUUGUAAAACAAUAUAGGGGAAGAAAUGGAGCCAGAGAGAGAGAAGUUCGUUGCGGUGCACCUUCCCCAGUGUUUAAACAAUGUGCCAUAGUGACAACCCAUUUUUUUCUAGAUAGCUACAUGGAUGGUUCUCUCUCUCUCUCUCUCCUCUCCUCUCUUUUCUCUCUCUUUCUCUCUCUCUUUCUCUCUCUCCUCUUUUCUCUCUCUUUUUUUCUCUCUCUUUGCUGGGCAGUUCUCCACUAGCCAUUUAGGUGGGGGUAGGGCACUUUUUAACGUAAAAUUGACUACUUGCACCAUCUCACCAAAUGGACUAGAGAUUGGAUCAACAUUGGGUUCCUCCAGUUUUUUUUUUUAUGCCUUCCAUUGUGAUGACGUCAGCCACAGAGCGAAACCUUCAAGUAAUGCUGUCGGAUUUUCAUUGUGUAACCUCAUUACUGUAUUAUUUGUGCCCCCCCCCCUAUUUUUUUUUAA
Messenger RNA from Protobothrops mucrosquamatus (brown spotted pit viper), 1890 nucleotides. It is a transcript of the gene PPP2R2A, whose product is annotated as protein phosphatase 2 regulatory subunit Balpha. The coding region runs from base 13 to 1359 and encodes 448 amino acids. Gene Ontology annotation, molecular function: protein phosphatase regulator activity; protein binding. The record is from RefSeq and is a predicted model, not a curated record. The transcript is spliced from 10 exons. Gene Ontology annotation, biological process: peptidyl-serine dephosphorylation. Lineage: Eukaryota; Metazoa; Chordata; Lepidosauria; Squamata; Viperidae. Gene Ontology annotation, cellular component: protein phosphatase type 2A complex; cytosol.